This is a messenger RNA of Aureococcus anophagefferens, 702 nucleotides long. RefSeq lists its product as hypothetical. The record is from RefSeq and is a predicted model, not a curated record. The transcript has 2 exons. NCBI's taxonomy places the organism in Eukaryota, Pelagophyceae, Pelagomonadales, Pelagomonadaceae. The annotation marks the transcript as partial. Gene Ontology annotation, cellular component: cytoplasm.
CCGCUGACCUACUACAGCGCCUGGUUCUGCCCCUUCGCGCACCGGGCGACGAUCGCGCUGGAGCACCACGGCAUCGACUACGAGUGGCGCGACGACUGGUGGUACCACUGGAAGCACCCCGACCUCCUCCGGGCGAACCCCGACGGCAUGGUGCCGACGAUCACGUCGGCCGACGGCCGUUUGGUCGUCACGGAGUCCAUCGUCUGCUGCCAGUUCGCCGACGGCGUCGCGGCCGCGCGCGGCGGCGCGGCGGCGCCGCUCGUGCCGGCGGACCCGUGGGAGGCGGCGCGCGCGCUCGUCUGGGCGAGCCGCGUCAACACGACGGUGACGUCCGAGUACUACAAGUGCCUCGUGCGCACCGACGAGACGGAGCGGCGCGAGGCCUUCGACCGCCUCGUCGAGGGCCUCGCGCACUUCGCGGAGGCCAAGCGCGGCACCUUCUUCUCCGGCGAGGGCCUGGGCAUCGUCGACUGCGUGCUCCUCCCCUACGCGUUCCGCCUCUACGUGCUGGAGCACUACCGGGGCUUCGCCGUGCCCCGGGACCGGCCCUGGUCCGACGCCUACUUCGCGUGGCUCGACGCCGCGACGGGCCUGCCGAACGUCGCGAAGACGCUCCCGGACAAGGCCAAGUACCUCAAGCACGUCGCCAAGUACGCCCACGGCGCCGCCCGCUCCAAGGUCGGCAACGCCGUCCGCCGCGGC